Mercenaria mercenaria is the source of this 5905-nucleotide messenger RNA. RefSeq names its product zinc finger protein 675-like. Gene Ontology annotation, molecular function: DNA-binding transcription factor activity; RNA polymerase II cis-regulatory region sequence-specific DNA binding. Gene Ontology annotation, biological process: regulation of transcription by RNA polymerase II. The record is from RefSeq and is a predicted model, not a curated record. Lineage: Eukaryota; Metazoa; Mollusca; Bivalvia; Venerida; Veneridae. The transcript has 7 exons. Bases 961 to 3444 code for a protein of 827 amino acids.
ACAACUCGGACAGCUUAUUUCAGGACCCCUGGUGCCAUCUAGUUAUGAUACAGCCUUGAAAUUCGGAUGACAUGUACAGUUUUGCACACCGAUCUUAAAACUGACUAAGUGACCAUGAUUGUGACCUACUGACCUACUUUCUAAUAUUUUAGCAUCAGUUUGCGAUUAUAAAUGUGUGGCUCAUAUUACUCAGGAGAGCGAUUCAGGGUCAUCAUGACCCUCUUGUUUUAUAAUGCAUGUAUUUUCAAGAAAUUUCACAUACCGACAGUUGAAUAGGUACUGCAGCUAAUUAUCGAUUUAUUUUUGGCCGACUCACUGCCAAUGUAACCAUUAUAGCAUAUUUUGCACAUGCAGGGCAUGUGCACCAGUAUGCACAUGUUUAUGAACACUUUGGGCAUUACUGACGAAAUUCCUACUAGAAAAACACACAUCAUAGUGAAAUUGACAUGAGCAACGCGCCCAGGCUGUCAAAAUUUUACAACAAAAUCUGUCACUUCAAUGAAUUGUACAAAAUAAGCCAUCCCAAUAAGCCUAAUGAGUAAGGCUAGGUUUUGCUCAUUUGAUAGAUUUUCACAAGACUGGUAAACACUUGCAAUGUAUGACAUUUGAAAUAUGAGACCAUUUCUAGCAAUUUCCUUAACAAGGUACAUUUUUAGCUCACCUGAGCACAAAGUGCUCUUGGUGAGCUAUUGAAAUCGCUCACUAUCCAGCAUCCGGGCUUCCGUCCUUACACAAUUUCCUUUAAAAUACAUCUCUGAAACCAUUUGGUGGAAGUUGAUGAAACUUGGCUUGGAUGUUCCUUGGGUGGUCCUCUUCCAAAGUUGUGCAAAUGGUUCAGCUUGGUUGCACAUAGGGGCCACCAGCGCUGAAAAAUAGAAAAAUCUUUACACGACAUCUAAACGACAUUUUCCUUGCUUAUUUAUCUUCCAAAACUGUUGAAAGAAGCAGUGUAUCUCAGAAAUGUUUACUCAUGUGUGUGAAAGUAUACCUGGCAACAAAAGAAGAAAGUCAUCCUUUAGUAAAUACGGGAGAGGAUAUCAUGAAAGCAACAGUCGUGAUGACAGUUUGUUUACAUGUGGAGGAUGUCAGACAAAGUUCAGGACAAUUUGUUGCCUCCAUGUUCAUAUAGACAGACAUCAAGAAGGAGGUUCAUAUACAUAUGACCAUGUAACUAAAACAGCUUUCCCCAAAUUUGACUCUGUAUGUGCUUAUACACAAGUGGAGCAGACCAUUUUUGAGUUGAUCACACAAAAUUUACAUGAAUUUGAAAAACCAUCUAAAAGUAUGCAAACAUUUGGUGGAGAAGUAAAAGCAGAUUGCAUUGAAGUUACUCGAAAAUCCAAACGUAUUGCAAAACGUAAACACCAGAAGACCCAAAAUUUUGCAAAACUUGAUGGAAUGGAAACUAAGUUAAAAAGUGCAGUAUCACAAAUCAAAAAUGAUGUUAAGAAUGGAAAGGCUCAUAAGUUAGUAUCAGAAAGAUUGGAAAAUGAAAAUCAAAAGAGAAAAAACACCACUGUUGAAUACAAUACUCGCUUUAAGAAACUUAAAAGACAAAAGCGAGAACCAGAGAACUACUUGUUGAAUAGUGAUUCAGAAUCUAAUACUGGACAAGGUAAAGUGAAUUUAUCAAAACCAGAUGGUGGAAAAGGGAAUCUGGAGUAUAUAAAUAAUACAACAGACACAAGGUUAAAUAAUUUGGAAAACAUCAAUGAGAAAACUGAUGAAAUAACUGCAAGUGAAGCUCUCAUUGCUAUAAGCAAAUCAGCAAAUGGGGAAAAUGCACAAAAUUGCAGUGAUAGUGCUAAACAUAAAUCAAGUAAUAAAAAUGCUGAGAUUUCCAAUGUUAUAUUAGAUAUAACCUCAGUUAGCUCAGAAAAUGAAGGAGAUAAAGAUUGUACAAAUCAGUCAAAUGUUCAUGAUGAUGAAAAAGAUACUGAUAAACAGAAUACUAGGCAAAACGCUGAUAAGCAAAGUGGAGGAGUAGAUGACAAACAGUCUGCUAUAAAUAUCAGCAAAACUUUCAUAUCAGCAGGCCAAGUGAGAAAAAUAUCUCAGAAAGCUACUCCAUAUCCAAAGGAAGAUGAGGAAACUUGUGAAAAACAGGAUAAAUGGUCAUGUCCUACAUGUGGUAAACUUGGUUCACGGGCCAUGCUGUCAUAUCAUAAGUAUCUUCAUAAAGAAGAAAAGGAACUUUCUUGUGAUAAAUGUGGAAAACAGUUUCAGCAUCCAACUUGCCUCAAGGUUCACCUUAGAAGCCAUGAAGAGAAGAUUUACAAAUGUGAAAGAUGUCUAGCUAAGUUUAGCCGGAAGAAGUACCUAGAAACCCACAUGUUUAAGCAUUCUGGGGAGAAACCUUACAUGUGUGAGACUUGUGGGAAAGCCUACAGAGAUGAAAUGCAUCUGAAACGCCAUAUUAGACAUGUUCAUGAUCAGAUACGUAACUUCGAAUGUGACAUAUGCAAGGAACGCUUCUUCCGUGCGGACCACCUCAAGUGUCAUAGAAUGAGACAUUUUGAACCAGGACUAAGAUGUGAAUUUUGCCAUAAAAAGUUCAAAGUUCAAAUAGAUUUGGAUAGGCAUUUGAGGCUUCAUACAGGAGAAAAGAAAUGGUUUUGCCAUCUGUGCAGACAUGGAUUCCGUUACCCGGUUCCGUACUAUAACCAUAUGAAGAAGCAACAUGAUAUAGAAAGGGCAGAAGCCGAAGUUUGGCGAAAGAAAAUGAUUGAAGAGAAAAAAAAGAGUAAUUCGGAAGACUAUAUGACUGAGGUUGCUGUUGCAAGUGUAUCAGAUGUUGUUCAUGGAGGCCAUCUCAGUCAUGUUACAAAAAAUCAGCCAGCUGCUGGGGGCGAAGUGGCAGUGACUAUGAAUAUAUCUGUUAAAAGAAAUGUUGAUCCGUAUGUAUCAAUGUUUAUGAAAAAUUAUGUGCAAAAGGAACAAAUAUGUCCUGGAAAUGAAGCUGCAGGUAGAGUUGCUACAGGGAAUGAUGUUGGAAAACUAUUUCCUGUUGACGUAAAGAGUAGGGUAAUAAAAAGUUUCUCUGACACUGCAAGAACUGAUGUUGAACAGGCUUCUGGUCUUUUACAGCAAACUACUAAGGGGUAUGGAAUUUUCAGACUGGCUGAUAAGAGUGUGGGUAAAUCUGUUAAAGUUAUGACAAAUCUUGUACAGGGAUCAUUGCCUUUACACCAGAAUUUACACUUUCCUCUCCAAGAUUCAUUUUCUGGUGGAGAGAGUGAUGGGACAAGAGAAAAUGGAAUUGUGGGAUAUAAAGAUGGCAGCCAGCUACAGGAUGAACAGAUAAGUGUGACGGGUGAAGAGACAGUGGUAGAAGAUACACAUGUGAUAUCUGAAAUAGAAGGAGAAAACACACAAGCUGUAAUGUUCAUAGAUAACAAUGAAUGUGUAGGAGAGGUUGUAAUUGACCAAGAAACUGUAAUAUAAUGUUAAUAAAUAUGAUAAUAAUUAAAUUUAAAAGAACUAAGAACACUGAUUUGGAUAUUGAGAAUAGAUGACAGUCUAAAAUUCAAAAAUGAUUUAUGUUUGUUCAGUGGUAUUUGGUUGCAACUCUGAACUGUGAUAAACACUGUUCAGUUAAGUAAGUUGACCUCCACAUUUAGUUUUUAGCUCACCUGUCACAAAGUGACAAGGUGAGCUUUUGUGAUCACGCGGUGUCCGUCGUCCAUCGUCCGUGCGUGCGUCCAUAAACUUUUGCUUAUGACCACUCUAGAGGUCACAUUUUUUUGUGGGAUCUUUAUGAAAGUUGGUCAGAAUGUUCAUCUUGAUGAUAUCUAGGUCAAGUUCGAAACUGGGUCACAUGCCUUCAAAAACUAGGUCAGUAGGUCUAAAGAUAGAAAAACCUUGUGACCUCUCUAGAGGCCAUAUAUUUCACAAGAUCUUCAUGAAAAUUGGUCAGAAUGUUCACCUUGAUGAUAUCUAGAUCAAGUUCGAAACUGGGUCACGUGCCGUCAAACACUAAGUCAGUAGGUCUAAAAAUAGAAAAACCUUGUGACCUCUCUAGAGGCUAUAUAUUUCACAAGAUCUUCAUGAAAAUUGGUCAGAACAUUCACCUUGAUGAUAUUUAGGUCAAGUUCAAAACUGGGUCACGUGCCAUCAAAAACUAGGUCAGUAGGUCAAAUUAUAGAAAAACCUUAUGACCUCUCUAAAGGCCAUAUUUUUCAUGGGAUCUGUAUGAAAGUUGGUCUGAAUGUUCAUCUUGAUGAUAUCUAGGUCAAGUUCGAAACUGGAUCAUGUGCGGUCAAAAACUAGGUCAGCAGGUCUGAAAAUAGAAAAACAUUGUGACCUCUCUAGAGGCCAUAUAUUUCAUGAGAUCUUCAUGAAAAUUGGUCAGAAUGUUCACCUUGAUGAUAUCUAGGUCAUGUUCGAAAGUGGGCCACGUGGCUUCAAAAACUAGGUCAGUAGUUCAAAUAAUAGAAAAACCUUGUGACCUCUCUAGAGGCCAUAUUUUUCAUGGGAUCUGUAUGAAAGUUGGUCUGAAUGUUCAUCUUGAUGAUAUCUAGAUCACGUUCGAAAGUGGGUCACGUGCCUUCAAAAACUAGGUCAGCAGGUCAAAUAAUAGAAAAACCUUGUGACCUCUCUAAAGGCCAUGUUUUUCAUGGGAUCUGUAUGAAAGUUGGUCUGAGUGUUCAUCUUGAUGAUAUCUAGGUCAAGUUCGAAACAGGAUCAUGUGCGGUCAAAAACUAGGUCAGUAGGUCUAAAAAUAGAAAAACAUUGUGACCUCUCUAGAGGACAUACUUGUGAAUGGAUCUCCAUAAAAAUUGGUCUGAAUGUUUAUCUUGAUGAUAUCUAGGUCAAGUUUGAAAGUAGGUCAGUAGGUCAGAUAAUGAAAAAAACGUUGUGACCUCUCUAGAGGCCAUAUUUUUCAUGGGAUCUGUAUGAAAGUUGGUCUGAAUGUUUAUCUUGAUGAUAUAAAGGUCAAAUUUGAAACUUGGUCAACUGCGAUCAAAAACUAGGUCAGUAGGUCUUGAAAUAGAAAAACCUUUUGACCUCUCUAGAGGCCAUACCUUUGAAUGGAUCUUUAUGAAAAUUGGUCAGAAUGUUCACCUUGAUGAUAUCUAGGUCAAGUUUGAAACUGGGUCACAUGCUGUCAAUAACUAGGUCAGUAGGUCAAAUAAUAAACCUUGUGACCUCUCUAGAGGCCAUAUUUUUCAAUGGAUCUUCAUGAAAAUUGAUUAGAAUUUUUAUCUUGAUGAUAUCUAGGUCAGGUUCAACACUGGGUCACAUGAGCUCAAAAACUAGGUCACAGUGUCAAAUAAUAGAAAACGAUGUCAUACUCGGUUUAAAACUGGGCCAUAUGGGGACAGGUGAACGAUUCAGGACCAUCAUGGUCCUCUUGUUAUUAUUGGCCGUAGGGAAAAACCGAGACCACUUUUCUGUGGUACAGCAUGGAUGGUACCUCCAAUUUUUAGGUGUAUUUUGACAUAUCUGUACCUUGUAAGAAUUUUUUUUUCUUUUUGGUUAAAUUUCUUCGCUUUGUUGUUCCUGUCCUUUGGACUUAGAUAUUUUUUCUGAGGACCUUCUUGUCCUCAAGUGCUUCUUGUCCUCAAUGAUAACAGGUGAGCAAUAUAGGGCCAUCAUGGCCCUCUUGUUUAAAGUUCUAUUGAGUAAAACAGACAAAGCAACUAAUCAAUGGAGAAUGUGUAUUACCAUAUUUUCCCUAAGUCUUUGGAUACCCUUAAUCUUGAGACACCCCUAAAUCUGUAAAAAUAAUUAUUUUUCAUGUCCCUAAUUUUUUUUGACAUGUAUUUUCUCAGAGUAUUUUUCGUCCCUAAGUGUUGGGACUAUUGGUGUGUACCAAUUCAAGAUGUAAAUCAAGUACCGUUAUUAUGCAUUGUAUGGUGUUGUAUCUAUCAAAAUAUCAAAUAAUUAUAAGAACCAAAGAAUA